UGAAGGGAACUAGACUACUUUUUUAUGUUGCACGCAUCCAUCCAUCCAUCCAUGCCAGAAAACACUGUUUACAAACACAUAAACACAAACACAAACCAAAACCAAAAAUAAAAACACAAACACAUCAUCAUCAUCAUCAUCUCACAAGCACCAAAAAAACAAAAUCCCCCACCCCCUUUUGUUCUUAGAUGUUUCUUCUUUAAACCCAUUUGAGUUUUUGUUUCCAUCUUCCUUAUUUCACAUGCAUUUCUCCCACUUUUAGCUUUCAAUAUCUGUUUUGUUUUUUUGUCCCACAAAUUUCUUGUUUCUGAAAGAUAAACAAAGGGGAUGCCCUUACCCUUUGAAUUCCAGGAGGGGAAGGGGGUGGUGGUGUUGGAUAAUAAUACUAAUCAACAACAAGAGCUUGUUGUACCUUAUGCUCAUCCACUUGUACAUUUUCAAGAUUUUGUUAACAACAACAAGAGGAACCACAACAACUACAAGUACAUCAUUAACGAACCAACUUCUGUCCUGGAUAACAUCACCACCAGCCCAAGCCCACCUGCUUCAACCUCCACCCUGUCUUCCUCUCACGGCGGCGCUGACACCGCCGCCGUGGCGCCGCUUUCUUCCAAAUGGCCGGAAAAUCAAGAAACCACCACCACCACCACUUCCAAUGCCGGAGUUCUUGACCUCCACCACUUCCCACCACCGCCGGUAGGAAUCACCACCGGAAAUGAAAAAUGUGACUGGGAAAAUGGGGAUUCCGGCCAAGAUCAGGCCAUGCUCCGGUGGAUCAUGGGUGAUGUUGAAGACCCAUCUUUGGGUUUAAAUAAACUCCUUUCAACUGCCGCCGCCGGUGGUGGUGGUGGUGGUCCGGCGGACUUUGAGUUUAACGGUGGGUUUGGUGUUGUAGAUCAAGGGUUUAAUUUUGUAUCUCUUGAUUCCGGCAACUUAUCUUCAAACCCUCAUAUUUCACCGGCGCCGGAGAUGUUUAACCACCAAACCCACCAUCAAAAUCAAAUCUUUUCACCGUUAAACGACACCCAAAUGCUCCCUCUUGACAUUAAACCAAAUCUUUUCAACACCCACCUGCCAUUCGAACAACAGUUCUUGAUGCCAAGAAACAACCCAGUAAGCAUAGAGUACAACCCUCCAAUGCACAAGAACCCGCUGCUUGAAUUGGGUUCCACUCAACUUCAAAAAUCACCAAAGCAACAGCAGCAACAGGGGAUCAUUGACCAGCUUUUCAAAGCAGCAGAUCUGAUCCAAACAGCGAAUAAUCCGAUACUCGCGCAAGGGAUAUUGGCGCGGCUCAAUCAUCAGCUUUCACCAGUCGGUAAGCCUUUCGAAAGGGCUGCUUUUUAUUUCAAGGAAGCUCUUCAGUUACUCAUACAUUCAGUGCUAAACAACAUCAACCCUCCUCAACUUCCUACCACCACUGCUUGUAAUUCCCCUUUUAGUUUAAUCUUUAAGAUUGGUGCUUACAAAUCAUUCUCAGAAGUUUCCCCUUUCAUUCAGUUUGCUAACUUCACUUGCAACCAAGCAUUACUCGAAUCCCUCAACGGGUUCGAUCAGAUUCAUAUUAUCGAUUUCGAUAUCGGGUAUGGCGGUCAAUGGGCUUCUCUUAUGCAAGAGCUUGCUUUAAGGAACAAUGGUGUGUCCUACAUUAAGAUUACUGCUUUUGUGUCACCAUCAACUCAUGACCAGCUCGAACUCGGGUUGACCCGAGAGAAUUUGAUCCAUUUUGCAAGUGAAAUCAAUGUUGGGUUUGACUUGGAAAUAGUCAACAUUGAUGUUCUUGCUUCUGCUUCAUGGUCUUUACCCUUUCAUUUGUCUGAUAAUGAAGCCAUUGCUGUGAAUCUUCCAAUUCAUGUGUUUUCCAAUCACCAAACUCAGAUUCCGGCUGUGCUACGUUUCGUUAAAAGUUUAAGCCCGAAAAUCGUGGUUUCGGUUGACCGUGGGUGUGACCGGACUGAUUUAUCGUUUUCGAGUCAUUUAAUACAUGCCCUUCAAUCGUAUUCGAACUUACUCGAGUCGCUUGAUGCGGUCAACAUGAACCUUGACUCGUUGCAGAAGAUCGAGCGGUUCUUGGUUCAGCCCGCUGUGGAAAAGAUCGUAUUGGGCCGGUUUCUUUAUCCAGACAAGACUCAGCAUUGGCGAAACCUUUUCUUAUCAGCUGGAUUUUCGCCGUUGUUGUUCAGUAACUUUACCGAAAGUCAAGCGGAAUGUCUGGUCAAAAGGACUCCUGUUCGCGAGUUUCAUGUCGAGAAGAGGCACUCGUCGCUCGUGCUUUGCUGGCAACGUCGGGAGCUUGUGUCGGUUUCCGCUUGGAAGUGCUAAAAGGUGUCGAUUAUCGAAAGUUUGUUGACUUGUUGACUUUUUGGCGAAGGUUACUUAUGCUCAUGUUGCUAAUUUAUAAUCGAAGAAAGAACAUGAUAUGGUAGUUAAUGUUCUUAGUAUUUGAUAUGAUUAUGAAUGUAUUACUGUUAAUGAUGUUUUUUGGGCCAUUUAUGGCAGCUAAAAACUGUUAAUCUUGAUUCUAAUUAUGAUAAGGUAAUGUCUUUCGUUAUGAAAUCA
Molecule: messenger RNA, 2559 nt
Organism: Helianthus annuus (common sunflower)
Lineage: Eukaryota; Viridiplantae; Streptophyta; Magnoliopsida; Asterales; Asteraceae
Product: scarecrow-like protein 6
Exons: 1
Coding region: 328-2322 (664 amino acids)
Biological process (GO): regulation of DNA-templated transcription
Cellular component (GO): nucleus
Molecular function (GO): DNA-binding transcription factor activity; sequence-specific DNA binding
Source: RefSeq, a predicted model, not a curated record